AUGUCAGCAGGAUGUGUCAUUACUGGCGUUAUGGAUCUAAAAAGCGAGCUGCUGAAGUCCAUCUGGUACGCGUUCACGUCUCUGGAUGUAGAGCAGAGCGGAAAAGUGUCCAAGUCGCAACUGAAGGCCACAGAGGGGACGUUCAGCAAGGAAGCCUUUGAUGAUCUGUGCUGGACGAUGACAUCAAAGAAGAACUGCAAACCCAGCAUUCAACAGGGCCUGUGUUCACAGAAAGACUGCUUCAAACUCUUCUGUCUGUUCAACCUGCUUUCUGAAGACCGUUACCCAUUAGUCAUCAUUCAGCCGGAGUUAGAGUACCUGCUGAAGAAAGUCUCCAGUGCAGUGAGCCUGGAGUGGGAUGGGACGUUACUGGAUGAACUUUUGUCCCAGAAUGCUGCUCUUCAGGACGGCAUGUCAGUGUGGGAGUUCCUGGAACAUUUGAGUGCUGGCCAGCUUUUGCAUGUUGAGAGUAAGGAGGCCUUCAGUCUCGCUGUGGACGAUGUUUUCAUGGAGAUGUACCACAACAUUAUCAAGAAGGGCUACCUGUUAAAGAAGGGGCAUGUUCGCAGGAACUGGCAGGAGCGCUGGUUUGUUUUGAAGCCCAGUAGCCUGAUAUACUAUGUCAACGAGGACCUGAAGGAAAAGAAGGGAGAGGUCCUGCUGGAAGAGAGCAGUGUGGUGGAGAAUCUCCCCGAUAAAGAAGGGCGACGCUGCCUGUUCUGUGUGAAUGCUCCCGUCAGGACCUACGAGAUGAGUGCCUCAAACAUGAAGCAGAGAGUAGACUGGGUACAAGCCAUUCAGACAGCAUUGAGAUUGAGGGCCGAGGGGAAGAGCUCUCUCCAUCAGGAGCUGAAAUUGAGCAGACGCAAGCAGAGAGAAACCCUUCAGAGAAGCCAGAACAACCAGAGCAGCCACAAUGAACCCAUUGCAGUUGAGGCGCCGCAGCACUUUGCUCCGGAGCAGCAGGGGGAGACGGAGUGCUUGGAGCAACACAUUGAAAGCAUCAUUCAAAAACAGAGGGAGGUGGAAGCAAAGCAUAAAGAAGAAGAAAAGCAGGAGCAAGAGAAACAGCAGGCAAUACAGAGAGAUCUGGAGAGACAGCUUAAAGAAGCUAAAGAGGCCAAAGAGAAGAUGACAGCUACGUUGACUGAGAUGGAGAAGGAGGUACAGCAGCAUAAGAAAAGGAUUCAUGAAUUAGAACUCACACAAGAUAAACUGGAGGAGGCACUCAAUGCUCAGAUUCACGCCCGUUUAGAAGAAGACGGAAUCCGACAGGAACUGGAGAGGCAACUUGCGGAGGAGCAGAAGAAAGUUAUAGAGCUUCUCCUCCAUCAAAGUCAGCUGGAAACCUCUGCUGUGGGGAGUCAGGAGGAUUCUUCCACCACAACACCUCCCAUCAGUCAGCAAACAGAAGAGAGCACAGAGGAGAUACCUGUCCAUGAAUCGACUUCCACUGCAACACCACCCAACAUCCAGCAAUCAGAGGAGAGCAGCCAGCACAACACCGAAAGAGAAUUGGUGAAUCAGUCUACUACCACUCAGAUGCUUAAGCACUGGAAAAUUCAGCUUAACCGCCUCAUGAAGCCUAUCACACCAGGAGACAAAGUCGAAUAUCUGCCAGUAAAGCCCACCUGCCCCAGACAGGGCCAGGCCCUCACCAGCACAGAGUUCAUUGCUAAGGUUCAAACAGGCAUCACCCAAGAAAAGGGAAAUCGUUACAGCCCAUCACCAACACAAGAAGAGGAAGAACAGGGUUCCUAAAUCUGUAUAUCUACAGUAUAAUAGAUUAUACAUGUUUUGUACAGCUGGUUUGCCCAGUGUGUUUAGGUUUGGCUGCAGGUCAAAGUCUUAUUUU
Molecule: messenger RNA, 1855 nt
Organism: Sinocyclocheilus grahami
Lineage: Eukaryota; Metazoa; Chordata; Actinopteri; Cypriniformes; Cyprinidae
Gene: def6c
Product: DEF6 guanine nucleotide exchange factor c
Exons: 12
Coding region: 1-1761 (586 amino acids)
Cellular component (GO): cytoplasm; nucleus
Source: RefSeq, a predicted model, not a curated record